AUGAGUGGCCACACUCACAACAACUCCAACCCCGGCUCAGUCCGGUUCAUCGACCCCGAGGAUGAGCAAGAUAUGCCCAUCCGCUACUUCAUCAACCCCGAUGAAGUGAACACCGAGGCAGAGGAGCCGGCGGUCCAGCCCCCUCCUAUUACCCGCCCAAUUUCGCCUGGCCUAUCCACACGCGGUCGAGCUGACCUUGCCUCGGCUGAGCAGGGCAGCAGCAGCCGGCCCAUUGAAACUCGUCACUUCAGUGACGCGGAAAUGAUGGCCUACGUCACGAUGCGCGGCAUUACCGGCCACGGCCACUACCCUCGCGACGAGGCGUUAGAGCCCUUGGUCAGGCUCAUGUAUGAGCCAAGGGCUACCGAGACUGAGCCUGAGCCUGCUCAGGAGACGACGACGAUCGAGGCGGUUCAGGAAGAAGUGAACAAGGCAAUCCAGGAGAUGUCGAGCGAGCCUGCCCGAGAGACGGCAAACGAGCCUACCCAAGAGGCGGUAAUCCAGCCUCCCGAAUUCUUGGAGCUCACAGAGCCUGUCCAAGACGACAACCGGCAACUCAUUAGCAAUGACACAAGCACGUACCAAGAGUACCAAGACCAAGAGGGAACCCCAAUGGACGAUGGCAAGUCCUCUGAAAAAGGCAAAGUUCCGAAAACCCCUCCUCCUUCUUCUCCCACGAGCAUCAGCAUCACUUCCCCCCUCAGCACCAUCGACUCCCCGUUCGGCCUCCAAGUGCGUGGUCGUUACUAUCGGCCCCAUUCCGCGAUCGCCGAAGAGCGUGCAGACUGGGAGGAGCAAGGCUUCUCCCGGCCUCCCACGGCCACGUCGCCGCGCAGUUUUUCCAACGGUUCAUAUGGCUCUUCCCAUGCGUCUCAUGGCUCAGCGAAAUCGAAUUCUGACCAGAGUAGUGGCAGUAGUGGUGGUGGUGGCGAUGGUGGAUACGGCAGCAGCACUCCGUCUACUCCGCCCAGGGGGUUUGUCAAGAUGUCCUUCCUUCGAGAGGGCGAUGUCAGCGAUGACGAGGGUUUGGAUGCUAGCAGCAUUUCACCCAGGACUUUUUUGAAGCUGACGGAGGGAUGCGCGACGGAUAACAGAUAUUUUAGGGUUGGCGGUCCAGCCAAGGUUCCUGUUCCCAGCAACCUUGAGCGUACCCGCCCCUCUACACCUCCCAUCGAGGAAAUGCCGGCCGUGUCCCCCUCUCCCUCAUCCCAGGACACUUACGAGUCUCAGUACGACGCAUACGACGGUAGCGUCAUGACCGGCCGUUACUCCGUGCCUUCCAACCCUUCGGUCAAGUGGACCGCCACGGGCGUUGCCCACACCAAUUUCGCCGGCAGAAUCGAGAAUUUUCCUUUCGACCGCAUGGAUCCCAUUGCCGGUCGCGAGCUGUGCCAUCGCCGCUACGGUCAGCCCGAGAGUGUCCAGGGUCUUCAGGGCACUGACAACGACAGCGCUUUCGCCUCCGCCUCGACUUCUACUGAGGCUGCUGCUGCUGGCGCUGCUGCUACUGCCGGGCCGGCACUUUUAGCAGAUGGCACACGCCCGGUUUCCAACCUCGCCGAUUACUCGCCCGUCAAGAUACCUGGCGAGAGCAAGCCGGUUUACGUCUAUGUCGGCGAUCUUCCUCCCCGCAUUACGAUUGACGAGCGCAAUAUCCCGCCCCUUCGCAAGGCUGUCCCCUUUGAUGCGCAGCGCCAGAUCAGGAAGAUAGUUUCGGUGCCUCCGGGCUUUGAAGCGCAGUUUGCAGUGCAGGCUAGGGAGUUCGACAUGACCCAGGACGAGGCUGAGGCUUCGUCUGCUUCUGCGAACCCUUUUGAUGGUCAGCAGAAGAAGACUGAUUGGAAGGGCAAGGGAAAGGAAAUCAUCUUUCCUGAGGAGAGUCUGAGUAGCGGCAGUGGCAGUAGCCUCGAGAUGGUGGAACUUAAAGCUGGUCCUCCGCCGAAACUCCCUGAUGAUUAUGUUGAGACUCAGGAAGCUGGUGCUCCGGAGCUCCCUUAUGGUCAUGUUGAGACCUAUACUUAUGAGGAGAUCGAGGAUGCGAUCACCAACUACCCCGGUACCUUGGCAGACGGCAUUCCCGGUCACAAGGCGCGUGAACACCUCGAGGCUCGCAACAAGGCCAUUGCCGACCUGGAAAAGCAAGAGGCGGAGAUGCGGGUUGAGACGGCAGCCCUUGAGCACGAGGUGGAUGAGCUGGAGAGAAUCCGUCCGCUUGUCAGGGAACUGAUUGAGUGCGAAGUCCACGCCGCCAUCAGCGCCCGUCUCCAGGCCGAGCUCGCCAAAGGUUCCCUAGCUUUUGGUGGACUCUUCAAUCCGGCCAUCACCACCAACGAGGAAGCAAUUGCCAUUAUCGAACGUAUUGUUUCCCAGCCUCUUCCUCUUCCUCCUCCUAGCCGCGGCCGUUCUCGCUCUCAGCACUUUCCUUCUUCUUCUUCCUCCUUUGUCAAUGCCACCACCUCUCGCAACACCAACACCAAGAUACCCGUCGAGACGCCUAAAAUCCGCAAAGAAUCUGAUGUUGACCGCCCCGCACAAAUCCGGGAAUACUUUAACCAGCAGAUCGCGCAGCUCAAGUACAAAUCCGACGCGCAGUAUGUGGCGGUGAUGCGGGAGGGUCAGACGCAGAGCAAGUUGAAGCACAAGAAAGAUCAGAAGCUGACGGCCAUUGGAGAGAUUUUGGAGAGCAUGGGUCGGAUGGGUGUGGAGGAUACAGAUAGGAUUCUUGAGGAGGCGCAGGCGAUUGUCAAGAGGGAGAUGGAGGAGGAGGAGAGAAGAAGGAGGGAGUGGGCUGAGUGGCAGGAGUGGUUGGCGUUGAUGGAGGGCUGGAAGGGUACCUAA
This is a messenger RNA of Neurospora crassa OR74A, 2838 nucleotides long. RefSeq lists its product as hypothetical. Lineage: Eukaryota; Fungi; Ascomycota; Sordariomycetes; Sordariales; Sordariaceae. The record is from RefSeq and is a predicted model, not a curated record. Bases 1 to 2838 code for a protein of 945 amino acids. The transcript has 6 exons.